AUGCCCCCUCGAAGGCGACCGCAGUUCACGCAAGAAAGCAUCGACCAGCAGUUGCAACAGAUUCACCUCCUUGACCAGGCGUCUUCCUCUGAGAACCUCGAGCAGCUUGGCCCCAUUAUCAAGCAGAUUCAUGCAAAUCGCCAGCAGGACGUAUACCUCCGCACGUUACAGGCCUUGAUUGAGUCCAAGGACACCGAGAUAGAGUCAAUAUGCGGCGACAACUACCAGGAAUUCAUCAGCUCCGUUUCAACAUUGUUCUCCAUCAAGUCAUACACUACGAACCUACGCGAGAAGAUCACCACUCUGGACUCUAGUGUUUCGCAGGUCGGCAAGAGCCUCGUUGAGAAGAAGAAGGCGCUGCUUCAGACGAAGAAGACCGCAGCCAACUUGGACGAAGCCAUCGACGGCCUUCAGGCAUGCCUGCGCGUGCUGGACGUCGUGAACAGGGUGGGCGAGAUGGUCAAGGAGGGGAAGUACUGGAGUGCGCUGCGGUCUCUUGAAGACAUUGAGAGCAUGCCUCCAACAUCUCUGUCAACAACACCGUUGUUCCAGCACUUGCUUUCGUCCCUUCCUUCACUGAGAGGCCAAAUCAAGGAUGCGGUUACUGCGUCUAUGAAGCAAUGGCUCCUAGACAUCAGGAACGUCAGUGCACAGAUAGGUCAGCUGGCCCUGGACGCUAUGGACAUGCGCACACGACGAUGGCGAAGUCGUCGAGACAAGGACCCUAUGCUCAAGACAAGCCGUGUGGGCAGCGCAGUCGAAGCAAUCACAUAUGAGAAGACUGAAUACAACGUUCUGGACAACGAGCAACUGAAGGUCGACUUCAAGCCACUGUAUGAAUGUAUCCAUAUAUACACCGCCCUCGACUCCUUGGAUGAGAUUCGGAGGUCAUACCAAGCCGACCGAAAGGCGCAAUCUGACCUCAUUAUACCCGAGCCCCUGCCCAUUCCUUCGUUGGCAUCUAUAACACAGGAAAUCGUGGGGUAUUUCAUUGUCGAGAACCACGUCCUAAACACUACCGGUAGCUUCCGGUCAGAGCGAGAGGUUGAAGACCUGUGGGAUGCUCUCAUCAGCCGGCUAAGCAAUGCAGUCGAGGAUGCGCUGAGGAACGAGAAGGACCCGGAUACAUACCUGAAAGUCAAGGAGGCUUUGCUUGGUUCCGUGAUGACCCUGGAAGCCUAUUCGUACUCAACUGGAAGCAUACACUCAGUUAUUCUGCGGCUCUUUGAGAAGUAUGUCAGUAUCCUCGAGACCAAGUUCGGAAAGCGCUUUGAAAGUAUCGUGUUGCAAGACGACUUCCAGCCUAUGUAUGUGGAGAAGGCAUCCGAGAAGGACGAUGUGCUCGAGACCGUUUGGCUCACGCGAGAACAACGGGAGCAGCUCGAACAGAGCUCUGCACCAAUGAAUCUGCCGUGGUCACAGGGGUUCUACCUAUCAUGCCAAGAUAUACGCAGCUUCGUGCAGAACUUCUACCAGUUCAUCGAGGGCGUCUCGCAGCACCAUCGCAACAUUGACGACCUGCUCAGCAGAUCCCUUGACACGAUACUCACGACGUACAUCAGCGAGUCUGUGGCGAAGCGCUCCCAGAGCACGAACAACCUUUCGCAGCUUGCUCAGAUCAUCUCGAAUCUUGAACACUUCGAGAUCGCGUGCUCUGAGCUCGAGCGGUCCCUCACUAACAUCCGCUCCUCGCAGCGUGGCGGCACAAUCCGCGUGAAAGCCGCGGCGUCCUUCGCCGCGACGCUCGACAAGGCGCUCGCGCGCGUGACGGAGGCGAUGAGCUCGAAGCUCGACGACUUCUUCGGGCUGUCCGAGUACGACUGGACGCCGAAGGCGCGCGAGGACGCGCCGAGCAUGUACCUCUACGAGCUCGUGAAUUGGCUCACGACCGUCGUCGACUCGCUCGCACUCAAGGACGCGCACAAGGAGGAGGCGUGCCGCGGCGCCGUCAACUACAUCGCCAGCUGCUUCAUGGACUUCCUGACAGGGCGGGACAUCCCCAUGAUGAACGAGAACGCGGUCGCGAACUUGCUUAUGGACGUCGACUUCCUCGACGAGGAGCUCAAACGCAGUGGGCACUCCCACAGCGCCGCCUUCACCGAGUUGCGCUCGACUGCGUCCGUGGUCAUGUCUGAUGCAGUGAAUGCGUUCCUCGUCGCAUCGAUCCGCCAGACGUCAUACGCCGCGGUAAAGCCCAAGCGGCUACAGGCGCUGCUCGAGAAGCUGGGCAGAUAUGGGCAGGAGUGCCGCGACGCGCCGUCCAGGGAGAGGGGCGAGAAGCGGAGGAAAGAGGCGGAGGCGGUUGGGCGGGUCUUCCCCGGCGAGAAUCGCUAG
Molecule: messenger RNA, 2334 nt
Organism: Trametes versicolor FP-101664 SS1
Lineage: Eukaryota; Fungi; Basidiomycota; Agaricomycetes; Polyporales; Polyporaceae
Product: rsec15
Exons: 12
Coding region: 1-2334 (777 amino acids)
Biological process (GO): Golgi to plasma membrane transport; exocytosis; intracellular protein transport
Cellular component (GO): exocyst; membrane
Source: RefSeq, a predicted model, not a curated record